AAGCAAAACCAAAAUCUUCAAAUUGUAGAGGCCUUUCUAAGGAGCUACGGGCCGUUACAAGUACGAAGAUAUAGCUUUUCCGAGGUCAAGAAAAUGGCCAACUCCUUCAAAGAAAAAUUAGGACGAGGAGGCUGUGGUGCUGUUUACAAAGGAAAGUUAAAGGACGGCUGUCUUGUAGCAGUGAAGGUCUUGACCAAACUAGAAGGAGAUGGAGAAGAAUUUAUGAAUGAAGUGGCAGCCAUUAGUACAACUUCCCAUGUCAAUGUCGUCACCUUGUUAGGCUUUUGUUUUGAGGGUUCCAAAAGAGCUCUCAUCUAUGAAUUCAUGUCUAAUGGAUCUCUCGAGAAAUUCAUAUUUGAUGCAAGUACUCCCAACGUAGGUCAUGAUCACUUGGGAUGGGAAGCAUUGGAUCAAAUUUCACUCGGCAUUGCUCGAGGGUUGGAGUACUUACAUCGUGGUUGCAACACAAGAAUUUUGCAUUUUGACAUCAAGCCUCACAACAUUCUUCUCGAUGAAAACUUCACCCCAAAAAUCUCGGAUUUUGGCCUUGCCAAAAUAUGCAACAAUAAAGAUAGUAUUGUGUCGAUGUUGGGAGCAAGAGGUACAGCAGGUUACAUUGCUCCAGAAGUAUUUUUUAGAAAUUUUGGAGGGGUCUCACACAAGUCGGAUGUGUACAGCUACGGAAUGAUGCUUUCGGAUAUGGUUGGAGGAAGAAGGAACAUCGAUGCUGAAGCUGAAAAUACAAGUGAAGUAUAUUUUCCGCAUUGGAUUUACCAGCGUCUUGAACGGGACAAAGAGCUUGGUCUGCAGAGUGUUAAGAACGAGGAAGACAAAGAAAGAGCGAGGAAGAUGAUCAUAGUGAGCUUGUGGUGCAUACAAACUGAUCCUUCAAACCGGCCGGCGAUGAAGGAAGUGAUAGAUAUGUUGGAAGGGAGUGUUGAUUCGUUGCAAAUACCACCCAAGCCUUACUUGUCUUCUCCUCCAAAUUCCCCAGCAGAUUCUUCUACCACAUUGGUAUCAAUACAGUAGAAACCCUGUAUUUUACUUGAACAAAUCUGUGUUUUUAUGCGGCAAUCUAAAUAAUGAAGUAUGCAUUUCAUUUUUGUUUUUGUUUUUUUUUUUUCUUUUUCUAUGGAUGAAUGAAUCAAGACACUAGUAGUGACCCUCCUACUGCCCGUCCCGCAAUCAUAUAUAUAUUCAACACAAAAUAUGUGAAACAUUUGCAUUUGUGAAUGGUAAUGCAUUGUGGAUAAGUUCUUCCCUCUUGCCUCGUCUCCUACUUACACCAUCAAACCGCUAGAGAAAACGACAGUCACAAACGACCAAAUUCUUCAUGACGUUUUACUAAAUUAAUUUCCAACGUUAUUACUAGGAGAUGCUUUUCAGCUAUGAAGCUGUUCAGUGAUCACACAAAUAACAAG
This is a messenger RNA of Pyrus x bretschneideri (Chinese white pear), 1421 nucleotides long. RefSeq names its product rust resistance kinase Lr10-like. Lineage: Eukaryota; Viridiplantae; Streptophyta; Magnoliopsida; Rosales; Rosaceae. Gene Ontology annotation, molecular function: protein kinase activity; ATP binding. The transcript has a single exon. Bases 94 to 1029 code for a protein of 311 amino acids. Gene Ontology annotation, biological process: protein phosphorylation. The record is from RefSeq and is a predicted model, not a curated record.